GUAAAAUCCAAUAAUUUAAAAAAAAAUGUUUGUAUAUUUAAUAAUAACAACAAGUGUGCUUAUUUUGGACUAUGCAAAUGGUCAUGGAAAUUUAAUGAAUCCACCGAGCAGAAAUUCUUUAUGGCGAUUUGAUAAACAAGCACCAAUUAAUUAUGAUGAUAAUGGCCUUAAUUGUGGAGGUUUAGAUGUACAACAUAAUCAUAACAAAGGAAAAUGUGGACUUUGUGGUGAUAGUUUUAGCUUACCUACUCCAAGACCAAAUGAAGAUGGUGGCAAAUUUGGGACAGGUACAAUUGCUGCCAUAUAUAAUCCAGGAGAUAAUAUAACCACAAUGGUUCGAAUAACAGCAAAUCACAAAGGCUACUUUAAAUUUAGUUUAUGUAAUCUGGACGAAGCAGAAGUUGAGUCCGAAGAAUGUUUUAAACCAUUAAAAACCUCAACUGGCGAAGAUGUUUAUCAAUUAAAACAAUUUCUUCCAGGAAUUUUUAAACCUCAAAUACAAUUACCAAACGACGUUUUAUGUGAACAUUGCGUUUUUCGAUGGACUUGGACUUCAGGUAAUAAUUGGGGCACUUGUUCAGAUGGUACUCAAGCUGUUGGAUGCGGUCCACAAGAAACUUUUGUUAAUUGUGCAGAUAUUGCUAUCUUUCCAAAACUCUUUGAUCAAAAUUAACUUCUGUACUCUUUGCCUGAUGCACCCAAUUUCUCAGAAUAUAAGACGCUUAUUAUCUUACAAAAAUGUUAAAAAACAUGUUGAAAAUGUUUAAAAAUAAUUAU
Chrysoperla carnea is the source of this 777-nucleotide messenger RNA. RefSeq lists its product as uncharacterized. The record is from RefSeq and is a predicted model, not a curated record. NCBI's taxonomy places the organism in Eukaryota, Metazoa, Arthropoda, Insecta, Neuroptera, Chrysopidae. The transcript is spliced from 3 exons. Bases 26 to 673 code for a protein of 215 amino acids.